UUUCCCCAGGAAUUAUCCUCCAUGUUUUAUCUAGAAAUUAAAGUAGUGAUUAUUAUGACGGAACAAUACUUUCCAUCGGUUUAUUCAUAACAACUUGCUCGUCUCAUUAUGUCGGAAAAAGUUACGUGAAACUUGAGAAAUUAUUAGAAUUACAAAGUAAAAUAUAAUUAAAAUAGGCUUAUAUAAAUUAAUUAUAUAUGUUACAUACAGAUAAAGAUAUUCUUUACUUUUUCUUCGAUUGUGCAACGAAAUUAAUCGGCGCGAAAAUGACACGUAAAGAACCGAAACUUUGUAAACAUUUAUGAUCGUGCUUACUAAAUAAAGAUAUUCUAUAAAUAUUUCACCUGCCUAAAUGGUCGAGAACAGAAGAAUAAUGGAUUUGAAUUGUUAAAGAAUGACGUAUCAGAUGCUUUAAUAAAUGUAGUGUUUGUGGUAUUUGCAAGAAAAUGAAAUUCUAACACAAACGAAGAUUCAAUUACAAUUUCUGAUUUGUGUAUGUAAAGUGAAAAAAUACUGCAUUUAUAUUUUUAUAAAAAUAUUUUUUUUGUACAAUGGACUCUGAGGGUUCUGUUAUAUUGGAAUCAUGCGGAGAACAUUCAAUUUUAAUUCAAACGGUAAAAGACAUGGUUAAUGUAAAUACACAUACUGAUUUACAAAGUGAGGAAGGUGGAUUUUUCGUAGUAACAGAUGUUCAAGAUGAACAACAAAAUGUGAUAGAAGUUUCAAAUGAGCAAUCAACAGUAGGACAGUCUGAUGUACAAUUUUCCUGGUCUAAUUUAUGUAGAAUAUGUGCAAAUGUCAAUGAUCAUUUAAUCCCAAUAUUUGAAGGAGAAGGUCUACAACAUGACUUAUGCAAUAAAAUACAUAAAUAUUUACCAAUAUGUGUAUCUGAAAAUGAUGCACUCCCAUUACAAUUAUGUUACCAUUGUGCUGCUACAUUAUUAGCAUGGCAUGAACUAUUAGAAGGAUGUCUGAAUGCAGAAAGAAGAUUAUUAGAGAUGCAAGAUGCUUUGCAAGAAAAACAGGGUAUAGAAGGAUUAGAAACUUCUACACAGGAUGCAACAUCUGCACCUAAUGUAACGGAAUCACUUCAUCAACAGCAAGAAACUGUAAAGGAUGAAGUCUCUGGGAAUUCAGCUGUUAAUGAUUCAGACAGGUUUGGUCUACUUCAGAAGAAAUCCUUCACAACAUAUUGCUCAUGGCAGCAAGCGAAUGAGGCGAAUUCUAAAGAAAGAAUAAAAGAAAAAAUUAAUGACGAUAGUGAUCAUUCAUUUGAAAGUUAUUACAAUACAGAUUUAAACAUGGCAGAAAUGGUGAAAGUAAUGCUACCUUCUUUGAGAGAAAUAAAAAAUCAAUAUACGUGCAAACACUGUCGACGAAUCUUUGAAAGAAAAUACCACUUAUCCCGACAUAUACUCCAAUGUAAAACUGGCAGCUUCACUGAACGUACUAUAUCAAAUGCGAAAGAUGUAGAUGAAACAGAAGAUAAAGAUAUGAAAAACGAAAAUCGAAAAGAUGUAAGAUUGUUUCAAAAAUAUAAAAAAAAUAAAGUUGAAACGUAUCCAUGUAUAUAUUGUGAUUAUGCAGUCAAACAAAAAAAAUUGCUCGAACUACAUUUGUUGGAAUCGCAUUCAGAGUUUACCAGAAAGAAGGACAAAAAAUUAAAAUGUGCCGAUCGAGAAAUGGUUGUGCGUGCUAAAAUGGAAAUCGAUGGGAAAGUUUAUUAUCAUUGCAACGAAUGUGGUAAAAAUCUUUAUUCACCUUAUACGUUCUUCUGGCAUGUGCGUAUACAUACUGGAGAACGACCAUAUACUUGUCAUCUUUGUGGCAAACAGUUUCGUAUAAAUCAAGGACUAGCGAGACAUUUACGAGAUACGCAUGCAGGCAUAAAAAAUUUUCCAUGUGACAUAUGCGGUCGAAUGUUUUCGACAAAACGUAGCGCGGAAGAUCAUAAACGUAUUCAUACUGGUGAACGACCAUAUAUUUGUAAUAUUUGUGGAAAAUCAUUCAAGCAAAAGGCUUCUCUAUUUGUACAUAAUCGCACUCAUUCAGAUGUGUUUCCUUUUAAAUGCAAUUAUUGCGAUCAGAACUUUCGAACGAGACCAUUACUCAUGUUGCAUGUAAAGAAACAUACAGGUGAAAAGCCACACGCAUGCGAUAUAUGUGAUCGACGGUUCCGUAUAAAAUACGAGCUAAAGCGUCAUCGUUUAAUUCACUUUGAUGAUAAACCGUGGCAAUGCACAGAAUGCAAUCUCUCGUUCCGACAGAAACGCUAUUUAGUUAAUCAUAAGAAAGUUAAUCAUAAGUUUGCGGUUCCUAUGAAAUAAUAGAGAAAACUCUCUUUUCAGGUGUAAGUAUCAAAUGAUUGAAAUCGAUGUAAAACAUGAGCCAAGCAAUUUGUCUAAUAAUGAACAUACGGAACACCAAAAUAAUGGUGUCGGAAUACAAGUAUUGUCAGAGACUGAUAUUAAUGUUAACAAAAACCAAAGAACAGAA
Bombus impatiens (common eastern bumble bee) is the source of this 2496-nucleotide messenger RNA. RefSeq names its product zinc finger protein 2 homolog. Bases 552 to 2327 code for a protein of 591 amino acids. Gene Ontology annotation, biological process: regulation of transcription by RNA polymerase II. Gene Ontology annotation, cellular component: nucleus. The transcript has 6 exons. The record is from RefSeq and is a predicted model, not a curated record. Gene Ontology annotation, molecular function: zinc ion binding; DNA-binding transcription factor activity, RNA polymerase II-specific; RNA polymerase II cis-regulatory region sequence-specific DNA binding. NCBI's taxonomy places the organism in Eukaryota, Metazoa, Arthropoda, Insecta, Hymenoptera, Apidae.